Molecule: messenger RNA, 1110 nt
Organism: Bactrocera oleae (olive fruit fly)
Lineage: Eukaryota; Metazoa; Arthropoda; Insecta; Diptera; Tephritidae
Source: RefSeq, a predicted model, not a curated record
GGUUUUUAUUUUUGUUUACUACAUAAAUCAGCUGAUCAGAGAUGUGGGAUAUUGAUGAGAGUGACGUGACUAAAAAGGAAUUGAACUACAAAAUACAAAUAUAACUCGAAUGAUAACAACAUAUGUGCAUAAAUGCAUAUGUAAACUUCCAUUGUUGUAGUUAUAUCGAUUGUUGACAUUACUGUUUUACACAUCUCUAUUAGACAGUUCGCCAAAAUACCGCGUCCAAAAGUUCAUAAAUUUUAACUUGUCUAGAGUUUUAUUAAAAUUAAAAAUAUAGCAAAAUGUCCAUUUUCGAUAAUGCUAAUUCAGAAGGACCUGGAUUUGUGGGUAUACGGUUCUGCCAAGAAUGUAAUAACAUGUUGUAUCCCAAAGAAGAUAAAGAAAACAAAGUGCUGCUAUACGCCUGUCGAAAUUGCGAUUACAAACAGGAGGCUGAUUCGAAUUGCAUCUAUGUGAAUAAAAUUAUGCACGAAAUCGAUGAGCUUACUCAUAUAGUACCGGAUGUGAUAUCUGACCCGACAUUGCCCCGUACCGAGGAUCAUGCCUGUCCGAAAUGCUCACAUAGGGAAGCAGUGUUCUUCCAAGCGCAAACACGUCGCGCUGAAGAAGAAAUGAGAUUGUACUACGUUUGCACGAAUCAGAACUGUACGCAUAGAUGGACAGAAUGAGUUAUUUUUAUAGUUUUAAUGAAUUUGGAAUAAGUAAACAAAAAACAAAAAAUUAAACAGAAAACUUUAGUACCCUGACGUAUAUAUCCAAUAUAUGUUUUUAAUAUUAUAUUUAACGUAUGUGCUAGUAAGGGCAUACAAAUACUUCAUCACUCACAAAAUAGAAGCAAAGCUUUGGUAACAAUAAAUUGGCAGCCAAAGUCGUUACAGGGUGUUAAAUGAACUUGGUUUGAAUAUGGAACAAACAGCAGAGUGACAACUGCAAUGCUAAUUGAUUUAUGUUUGUUUCCUUCUAGUAAGUGUACUGAAAUACUUUUUGUCAAAGGUGUGCUGUUUUGUGAUUUAAUUUUGGUUGUUUCUCAUUGACUUCUGUUAUACAUCCUUCUACUUUAAAAAAUAUAAAAAGAACCUAUGAAGAACCAAAAAAAAAAUUAAAUUU